Molecule: messenger RNA, 450 nt
Organism: Trichoderma reesei QM6a
Lineage: Eukaryota; Fungi; Ascomycota; Sordariomycetes; Hypocreales; Hypocreaceae
Exons: 2
Coding region: 1-450 (149 amino acids)
Source: RefSeq, a predicted model, not a curated record
AUGGCACCAAAAAAUAACAACAGAGGGGAGAAUCCCCCAGCCUACGGAGAGCCUCCUCAAGUUCCCGAGGCCGCGUACGGAGGUUAUGCGGGCUACCAACAACAGGGCCAGCCCAGCAACUAUCAACAAGGCUUCCAGAGUCCGCAGGGCCAACAGCAAGCCUAUUACCAGCCGGGACCACAGAUGGGAUACUAUAACCAACAGCAAGGCUACUACCAAGGCCAGUAUCCCGGCGGCUACAACCAGUGGCCUCAAGGCCAAUACGCGCAGGGUCAAUAUGCUCAAGGCCAAUACGGCCAGUAUCCUCCUCAGGGGUAUUAUGGGGACAGGCGUCCCGGUGGAACGACGAGCGGUCUCCUCGGUGGCCUGGCUCUCGGGAUAGGCAUGCCCAUCACACGGGUGAUCCUAUCUGAGUCCGAUAUCGAAAGGAGCAUUCGUUACGGAACAUGA